UGUAUUUCAAAGAUUCUCAUGUUGUUGUUUAUUCAUUUAUUUGACCUGCUUUUAAGCAAGGAAACCCACGUUUUUAUCGGCAGUAAAAAGGUAGGAACGUUUUUCAUCGUUUUCAUAACGUUUUGAAAAUUGUUUGAAAAAAUAAUUUAAAAUAUUUUCGUUUUUUUAGCAUGAAUCGUUUGUACACAAUGCCAAAGAAACGUAUUACCUGGAUAGAAAUGAAACUAUGACGGUUUGGGCAAAGAUUGUUCCAUUCCCUUGGCAAGACAACAGAUUGGUCCCUGGAGUAUCUGAUCCUGAAAUGCUCGAAUUUAAUAUGUCGUGUAUUGAGGAAGUUGUUAUGCCUGGAGUUGUUUCUCGAAAUUUGACAGUAGAUAUCGCGCAGGUACAAAGAAAGGAAAAGAAUAGGUUAGAGCAUAAUGACUUGACUAUGUUGCUUGGAUCUCUUGUUUACUUAGCUUCGAACUCAGUUCGAAAGCUAAAACAAUGUUAAAAUAAUACAUUGAUACAAUAGAGCAGAAGUGGAACAUUGACAUGUUUUACAUGUGAAGUUUGCUGA
Messenger RNA from Xenia sp. Carnegie-2017, 559 nucleotides. RefSeq lists its product as uncharacterized. The transcript has 4 exons. Bases 227 to 493 code for a protein of 88 amino acids. The record is from RefSeq and is a predicted model, not a curated record. Lineage: Eukaryota; Metazoa; Cnidaria; Anthozoa; Malacalcyonacea; Xeniidae.